GAGUGGGCUCUCAUCCGUCUCACCCGCUGGCCCCCUGGCUCCUCCUCCCCUCCCUCCGCUGCUCUCCUCAGUGGGGUUGGUAUCGGCGCCUCUCCUGCUCCCCAAAAGAAAACAGACACACUUACUCUCCAGGACUGACUCCUCUCCUCUCCUCCUCUUCCACUCCCACUCCCACUUUUUCACUCUCGCUCUCUCUCUCUCAUUCACUCCUGGGCCGACCAGAGCAGAGUGGAGUAGAGCUAGAACAGACCACAGACCAGCGCCGCUCUGCCUCAACGGGAUCGUCUCUCUCUCUCGACUGUCGUCCCCUGCUUCGCCAGUCACGGGUCGGUCCGGUCCGCCUCACCCAUGCGUCUGCUGCAAACGGCUUCUCUCUUCCCUGCCCUCUCGCGGUCCAUGCUGGCCGCCAUGAGACACUGUCGGACUUGACUCUGAUCUCGACUCUCAUCCGAAGCCUCUCUCGCUCACUGCUGCUGGAUAGUUGCCAUCGUUUCAGCCCCCCCUACUUGCUUAAGACACUUCUUUCCUUUGUGGUACGUGAAGAGCUUCACCCCCGUCACACCCAGGUGAUUGACAGGUUGCAGUGAGGUGUUCUGACAUCUGGACGGGCUCUUUGGAAUGGCGACCAUGGGAUCAGACGUGCGUGACCUCAACACCCUGCUGCCACCACCUCCAGCGUUGUCCGCGGGCAACGGGACCGGCUGUGGCCCCUUACCGGUCAGCGGUGCUCCUCAGUGGGCCCCGGUGCUGGACUUCCACCCGGCGGCAGGAGGCCCCUACAGCUCCCUGCCCUCACACUCCUUCAUUAAGGAGGAGCCCAGCUGGAGUGCAGCCGCGGACCCACACGAGGACCCAUACUGUGGGAUUAGUGCCUUCACCGUGCACUUCUCCGGACAGUUCACCGGCACCGGGGCCUGCCGGUACGGGGCCUUCGGAGCCCCGCCACCCCCAAGCCAACCCACGGCCACUCAGCCCAGGAUGUUCGGCAACGGGUCUUACCUGUCCAACUGCAUGGAUGCCCAGCCUGCCUCCAGGAACCAGGGUUACAGUGCAGUAGCUUUCGAUGGCGCCAGCAACUACGGACACACUCCAUCUCACCACCCAUCGCAGUUUGCCAACCACUCCUUCAAGCACGAGGACUCUAUCGCUCAGCCAACCAACAUGGGUGAACAGCAGUAUCCUGUACCUCCCCCAGUCUAUGGUUGUCACACGCCCUCAGACAGUUGUGGGGGCAGUCAAGCACUGCUCUUACGGAACCCUUACAACAGCAGCGAUAAUUUAUACCAAAUGGCAUCUCCGCUGGAAUGCAUGGCAUGGAACCCUGUUAACACGCUGGCUUCUUCCAUUAAGAGCCAUGCAGCGGGCUACGAGAGCGACCCGAACUCGCCCAUGGUGUACAGCUGCAGCACGCAGUACCGCUUCCACACGCACGGCGUCUUCAGGGGCCUCCAGGAUGUCCGCAGAGUGCCUGGCAUCACCCCAGCCAUUGUGCGCUCGUCAGAGACCAAUGAGAAGAGGCCGUUCAUGUGCGCAUACCCCGGCUGCAACAAGCGCUACUUCAAACUCUCUCACCUUCAGAUGCACAGCCGCAAGCACACAGGCGAGAAGCCCUACCAGUGUGACUUCACAGACUGCGGGAGGAAGUUCUCCAGGUCAGACCAGCUGAAGAGACAUCAGCGGAGGCACACAGGAGUUAAACCGUUCCAGUGCGAGACGUGUCAGAGAAAGUUUUCACGGUCUGACCAUCUUAAGACCCACACCCGGACUCAUACAGGUAAAACAAGUGAGAAACCUUUCAACUGUAGGUGGCCUAAUUGCCAGAAGAAGUUUGCCCGGUCUGAUGAGCUCGUCCGACACCACAACAUGCACCAGAGGAACCUGACCAAGCUGCAGCUGGCCAUCUGAGGCUCGUCUCUGACCUCACACCUAUUGUACCCUCCAACUGAGCUGCCGGGAAACCUGGCAACACAGAGCCACCUCCUCUAUCUCCACAGGACCAAAGCAGGAGAGUCACCCAGCUCCUCACCUGCAUGUACAGCGCCCCCUACCGGAGCUCAUGCGCAAGCUCAGAAGCUCCCAGCAUUAUAGCAUCAGACAAGAGGGCGGCCAUUUUGAAUGAGGAAACUCCAUUAGCGUCCUUGAGUUGCUGUAACUCUUGAGAUGUGAGUUUUUAGUUCUUGUCGUUAGCAAUGUUCAGUGUAAUUUAUUAUUUUUAUGAAUGAAAGUGUUUUAUUCAGAAGGAAUUUCUCACUCUAUUUUAACAAGGUUUCUAGGUGUGUCAUUUUUCAGUCCUCUAUUUGUUCGGCCUGUCGUUCAGAUUUGAAAAGUUCACAGUACAGCUCUUAUUCAUGUUAGAACCAUAAGACUUUCUUCACUGAAGCUCUUCUCUGAUGUUUGUAAAUAUGCUCUGAUAUUAAAUUAUGAUUUGGUCGCACUGGCUUUGUGAUCCAAUGGCUGUGGUAGCUGAAGUUGUACAUAAUAGUGACGUUUCACAGCUAAAUGGGAAAACAGACUUCUAUUGGCAAUGUGAUUUUCAUAUUCAGCUUAGGAGAGGACUUGUAAAAAGUAUUUUAAAGGGUCCAGGAAAUACCUUGAAAGGUUUCAUAACUGUAUAAUUUAAACAUACCUAUUAUUGUCAUUCUCCUUUUUUUCUUAGGUAAGCACGUUUAAAUCAGCGCUGCCUGUUUUAUUAUUACAUUUCUGUUCUUGCUUUUGAGGUAUAUGACAACUGUGUUAUUGGUUUUUCUCCACUGAGCUUUGAAUUAAAGACUUGUUGAAGUUGAA
This is a messenger RNA of Clupea harengus (Atlantic herring), 2784 nucleotides long. RefSeq names its product WT1 transcription factor a (gene wt1a). Gene Ontology annotation, molecular function: RNA polymerase II cis-regulatory region sequence-specific DNA binding; DNA-binding transcription factor activity, RNA polymerase II-specific. Gene Ontology annotation, biological process: regulation of transcription by RNA polymerase II. NCBI's taxonomy places the organism in Eukaryota, Metazoa, Chordata, Actinopteri, Clupeiformes, Clupeidae. Gene Ontology annotation, cellular component: nucleus. The record is from RefSeq and is a predicted model, not a curated record.